AUGGCCAAGCAGCCCUACCUCCCCCCUACGCUCCCCCUCCUGCCUGUGCAGCGGCCCCACGUCCUGUACCCCUUCUUGCAGGUCCAUGUACCCCUCACAACCGAUGCCGUGAACUUAAUUCUUGCCACCAUCACGGAGCAGGCCGACCUCCACAAGACCGAUCCGCGCGAUCGAAUCGUCGCAGCCGUCCCCGUCGACGAUAAUGAUCGUCGCCUCGGCAGGUGGGCGUGCGCGGCUCGAAUCAAGCGAGUUUACCGGAACCGAGACAAGUUUGACGAGUAUCUGUGCGUUCUGGAAGGACUGACCCGUGUGCAUCUGUCCCCUGGCCUUCCGCCUUUGAUUGCCAUCACCCCGCAGAACAACCUCCAUGUCGCUAGCUACAGCCUUCCUGUCCCCUCGCCUGCCGCCACCGUUGACCUGAUGCCUGCCGCGAUCAAGCUCUUGCCUAAGGAGCUCCACGCUAAGCUCGCGGUCCUGCCUCCCACCGUCCAAGCGGACCUUCUUGCAAGCACACUGCGCUUCCCAUGGGACACGCGGGUGGAACUACUGGGACUUCCUGACGUCGAUGACCGUUGCGCCCGCGUCAAGGAAGUCAUGGUGUCACUCCUGGCUGAGAAGGGGGCUUCGCUGGAUGAGCCCGCGCCUACAAAAGACAGCAAGGGCCCAGUGGCCAACUCGUCUCGCCGACCAGCUCUCAACGUUCCAAAGUCCCAAAUGCCCGACGACCUCAAGCCUCUGGAGGCUGCGCUGACGCGUCGCCGCGAUGAGCUGUCUCCCGCUGCCGCAGAGACCCUCGUCCGCGAGCUCACCCGCCUUGCGAAGCUCCCCCCUCAAGCUGCCGAGUACGGCGUCAGCAAGACCUACUGUGAAUGGCUCCUCGCUUUGCCUUGGAACCGCGUCAGUGAGGGACGCCGCAUGGACCUCGAGGAGGCCCGUAAGCUUCUCGAUGCGGAUCACGAGGGUCUCAAGGACGUCAAGCGCCGCGUUGUCGAGUAUCUCGCAGUCUACCGCCUCAAGCGUGACCUCUGGGACGAGAAGCAGAAGGCCGACGAGGACGCUGCCAAAACGGCUGAUGACAAGUCCAAGAAGGAGGUCAAGGCGAUCAUGAGCAAGGAAGACGUGGAAAAGGCACGGGCACAGAUGGACAAGUCUGAUGACGUCGCUCUUCCCGCCAACACCAAGCGUGAGGAGUCACCUGAUGAUGCGGCCGUGAGCAAGAAGGAGGAGGAGCUUGCGCCUCUGAUUGACGACGGACCUCCUGACAAUGUCUUCCGUGACAAGGCGCCCAUUCUGCUCCUCGUGGGACCGCCCGGAGUCGGCAAGACCUCGAUCGCCCGCUCUAUCGCCAGCGCCCUUGGUCGUCGCUUCCACCGCGUUUCGCUUGGUGGAGUUCGCGACGAAGCCGAGAUUCGCGGCCACCGCAGGACCUAUGUCGGAGCGCUACCCGGAGUCUUUGUCCAGGCGCUUCGCAAGGUGGGCGUUUCGAAUCCGGUCAUUCUUCUCGACGAGAUUGACAAGGUCGGACAGUCCAACUACCAUGGCGACCCCUCCGCCGCGCUGCUCGAGACCCUCGACCCCGCCCAGAACUGGUCCUUCCAUGACCACUAUCUGGGUGACGUCACUGUGGACCUCAGCCAGGUCACCUUCAUCGCUACCGCAAACAGCCUCGACACAAUCUCUGGCCCUCUCCUCGACCGCUGCGAGGUCAUCGAGUGUCCCGGCUACGUCACUGACGAGAAGCUCGCGAUCGCUCGACGCUUCCUGCUUCCCAAGCAGACGAAGGAGAAUGGCCUCAGCCAGGGCGGUGUCACGACUGACGACAACGUACUCGCCCGUGUCGUCAACGACUACACUCGCGAGGCUGGUGUGCGCUCGCUCGAGCGCGAGAUUGCAAAGCUUUGCCGCGCCAAGGCCGUUGAGUACUCCUCCUCUCGCGACGGCGGUCCCACCUACAACCCGGUCAUCACUAUCGAUGACGUGCAGCGUAUCCUUGGAAUGGCGAAGUAUGACCACGAGGUGCGCGAGCAGGGCGGCCGCCCCGGUGUUGUCACCGGUCUCGCCUACAUGGGAUCGGGCAACGGAGGUAUCCUGCUCGUCGAGUGCACGCUCAUCCCCAAUGGGAAGGGCCAUCUGCGCCUGACGGGCCAACUCGGCGAUGUCAUCAAGGAGUCGGCCGAGCUCGCGAUGGCCUGGGUCAAGGCUCACGCCGCCCAGCUUGGUAUCCGCGACGACCCCCUUCGCAACAACGACAUUCAUCUCCAUCUCCCGGCGGGUGCGGUCAAGAAGGAUGGCCCCUCGGCUGGUGUAGCCAUCGUCCUCGCCUUUGUCUCGCUUCUCACGGGCCGCGUCGUGCCCCCAACCAUGGGCUUCACGGGCGAGAUCACCCUGCGUGGCGCCGUGACCGCCGUCGGAGGUAUCCGUGAGAAGGUGCUCGGUGCUCACCGCGCCGGAAUCACUCAGGUGUGCAUGCCGGGUCAGAACGAGAAGGAUGCCCGUGAGCUUCCGGAGAGCACCAAGGACAUGAAGAUUACCUUUUACCGCACUGUCGAGGAGGCGAUUGAGGAGGUCUGGGGCCGCGACUUCUGGGCCGAGCCGCCGCGCACGGCGCACCACGCCCGUCUCUAA
This is a messenger RNA of Trichosporon asahii var. asahii CBS 2479, 2625 nucleotides long. RefSeq lists its product as uncharacterized. The transcript is spliced from 6 exons. The record is from RefSeq and is a predicted model, not a curated record. Gene Ontology annotation, biological process: protein processing; protein targeting to peroxisome; protein catabolic process. Gene Ontology annotation, cellular component: peroxisomal matrix. NCBI's taxonomy places the organism in Eukaryota, Fungi, Basidiomycota, Tremellomycetes, Trichosporonales, Trichosporonaceae. Gene Ontology annotation, molecular function: ATP-dependent peptidase activity; serine-type endopeptidase activity; ATP hydrolysis activity. The coding region runs from base 1 to 2625 and encodes 874 amino acids.